Messenger RNA from Diaporthe citri, 2934 nucleotides. RefSeq lists its product as uncharacterized. The record is from RefSeq and is a predicted model, not a curated record. Gene Ontology annotation, biological process: proteolysis. NCBI's taxonomy places the organism in Eukaryota, Fungi, Ascomycota, Sordariomycetes, Diaporthales, Diaporthaceae. The transcript is spliced from 6 exons. Gene Ontology annotation, molecular function: aspartic-type endopeptidase activity; protein binding. The coding region runs from base 1 to 2934 and encodes 977 amino acids.
AUGGCAGAACCUCUUUCUGUUGACCCAACAGAGGUCUGGGCCGGCGUGGAUGGAAGCUGGUCGACAUUCAUCAUCAGUGUAGGGACUCCUGCACAAUACUUCAGUGUUCUGCCAUCCACAGCGAACCAGCAGACCUGGGUGCCAAUACCGGAAGGAUGUGCGAGCACUCGGGUUGGGAAUCUCAGUAAUUGCGGAGACAGCCGAGGAGUCUGGCCGUUCGAGAACCAGGUCAGCGAUGGCUUCCAGACAGAUCAGUCGUCUACGUGGAAGGACAUCGGUAUUUACACGCUUUUCAUCGAGGAGCACCUGGGCAUAGACGGGAAUGGGUUGUUCGGCUAUGAUUCCGUUGGCCUGGGCGCAUCAGGCAACGCCACAGAAAACCAAGUUGUCGGGGGUAUUGCUACGCCGAACUACUGGCUUGGACUUCUCGGACUUGGGGCGAACUAUACCAACUUUUCUGAUGACGAGCAACCAACAUCCUUGUUGCGGACACUGAAAGAUUCGGAAAAAAUACCGAGUCUAUCGUACGGCUAUACGGCCGGAGCACCUUAUAGAUACUCCAAGGUUGUUGGCAGCUUGACACUCGGCGGUUAUGACUCGUCUCGAUUUACCGACACAUCGAUCUCGUUUCCAUUCGGGUCCGAUUCAGAACGUCCGUUAGUUGUUGGACUGCAGUCAGCGAUUGGGACUAAUACCCCCAACGGGACGAUCGCUUUCUCAGGUGUUAACGGCGGAAUACUUGCUGUCAUUGACUCGACCGUUCCAGACAUGUGGCUGCCUGAAGCGUGGUGCGACGUCUUCGAGGAGACAUUCGGACUUCGCUACGUUGAAGAGACGGGCCGAUAUCUGGUCGAUGACGAACAUCACACAGAACUACAGAGGCUCGAGCCCAGGCUCACCUUCACGCUCGGCGCUAGCACAAGUGGUGGCACUAUCACCAGAUUCGAGUUUCCAUAUGCCGCCUUCGAUCUCGAAGGGCAGUACCCUGUGUUUCCAAAUGCUACGCGGUAUUUCCCCAUCAGGAGGGCCGCGAAUGACUCGCAGUACACGAUCGGUCGAGUGUUCCUCCAGGAGACAUACUUGACGGUGGACAGUGAACGGGGCAUCUUCAACAUAUCCCAAGCCAAAUUUUCAAACCCAAUGCCUUCCUCCGACCUAGUGGCAAUCCUCUCGACAGACGACACAAACUCGACGGCAGGCGGGAAUUCUACGACGGGAUUAGGUUCUCAGGUCGCUGAAGAUGGACUUAGCGGGGGCGCGAUCGCCGGAAUAGUGGUGGGCGCUGUGGGCGCGCUAUCAAUCCUGGCUGGGGUUCUUUUUUGGUGGUUCCGACGACGCCGCAACCAGCGUCGCGAGUGGCCAGAUGCAGAGCCUGCCGAACAGAGUGCCGAGGACGCGCCACCACCGCAUUACGGAGGCGAACUGAUCGGAAGUGCUGCCAACGUCCCCGAGUUAUCUGAUGGGAAGGCAAGGGCGGAGAUGGCGACACCAAACUCGAGGCAUGAGGCGAUGAGUGCCACGCCUCUUUCGGGGGCAGGAGGCAGGGAGAAAUACGAGGCGGAAGGAAGCACUCCCUUGUCUGAAGCGGAUGGGGCGCAGAGAUUCAAGGCCGAGGGAAAUAUGCAUAUGCACGAAGCGGCUGGGACACCCAGCUACUCCGAGAUGAAGUACUUGAAGCCCCUUGGCGCGGCUUUUACCGGGCUGCACGCAACAGCCUUGGGCUCAGCCUCUCAAGAGACACAAGUGCGACCUGUCUGCCCCGUCCUGCCAGUUGGCACCUGGCCAUUACCGACCACAUGUCCUAUUGGUACAUCCAAUCCCAUCGACAAUGAGACCGUCCCAGUCCAAGACAAUCAGUGGUACAGAAGUGACAUCUGUCACGAGGUCGGCCAAGACGAGAUCUGCGCCUUCACUCAGCCCUCAUUCAACGCCGGCCAUGGCAUAGCCUUGGUCACCACGGCCCAACUGCUCCAGAAAAUGGUAUCACUGCCUAUCUUCACUGAUCCUGGACCGAAACAGCCUGCGUCGGAACAGCCCGUCAGUCUCGCCUACCGAGAUGAGCAAAUCCCAGGAAAGGGUGUUGGUCUCGUGGCAACAAGGCUUCUAAGAAGCAACGAGGCUCUCUUAAGUCGCAUGCCGAUAGUGAUGGUUGAUGACACGGCCUUCAAGCGCCUGGGACGAGCGCGCCUUACUGACCUGCUCACUCAAGCCAUCGGCGACUUGCCUCAGACCCAUCAAGCGGAAUAUCUCAAUCUGACCACGCACGAGGAGGUCAAAACCCAUGACGAAAGGGUGUAUGAGAUAUUCAUGAAGAAUGACUUCAUCACGCCGGUUGAAGGAAUUAUGGACUUUCAUUCUGUCUUCCCGGAAGUUUCCCGGCUGAACCACGCCUGCCGUCCCAAUUCCAAGUACACCUUUGACGCAUCCACGUUGUCUCAGUCGGUCUUUGCAGCCCGCAAAAUCGAGACAGGAGAGGAGCUUACCGUGACUUACUUUGACUCUGUCCAAACACGCUCGCGGCGACAGCUGCUCUCAAAGCACGGAUGGAGCUUCGAGUGCACAUGUGCGCAUUGCUCAGCCAGCGAGGAGACCAUCAAGGAGUCGGACGAAAGGGUCGAGGAAAUCCUCACGCUGCAAAAGGAUCUUGACGAUUACUCGCCAUCGUCGGCCGCAGCUCCUGAGAAAGCCGAGCUUCUCGUCAAUCUAUUCAAGGCGGAGGGCCUCGUCACCCGGAUGGUCGAGGCCUACUACCGGGCUGCCCUCGAGUACAACGGCAUCGGCAGCGCCGAAGAGGCUGUCAGGUUUGCAAAACUGUGUGUUGAGGAGGGAGAGGUUCUGGAAAGCUCGAUCCGUCCUUUCAUGAAUAAUAUGAGGGAAAUGAUACGGGGACCCUCGGACCAUUGGACGUGGAGGUUUCGCCUGAGCCAUAGAUGA